CUGAUGACGCGUGUCCGAGCCUCCUUCUUUAAGCCUUCCUCGCUGCUCUUUGGACUCAUUCCGCCAUUUUGUUAUAUAGUCGAGUAGGCUGAGACUAGACCGCUCAGUCAGAGAGGCAGCUUCACCAGCGACCAGAACAACCAAACCAGAGACGGACGAGAGAAAUAAACAGCAGAUAACAAUGAGUGGUUGUCGUGUCUUCAUCGGCCGCUUGAGCCCACACGCCAGAGAGAGAGAUGUGGAGAAGUUUUUCAAGGGGUAUGGACGGAUUCGUGAAAUCAACUUGAAGAACGGAUUUGGCUUUGUGGAAUUUGAUGACCACAGAGAUGCAGAUGAUGCUGUGUAUGAGUUGAACGGCAAAGAAUUGUGCAGUGAAAGGGUCACUAUCGAGCACGCUCGCUCCAGAAGGGGAAGAGGUGGCGGCCCUGGAGGAAUGGGAGGCCGCUUCGGCGGUGGUGGAGGUGGUGGUGGUGGCGGCAGCAGUGGUGGUGGUGGCGGCGGUGGCAGCUAUCGCCCAUCUCGCAGCAGUGGAUCCAGACUGGACAGGUAUGGCCCUCCUGUGCGGACGGACCACAGACUCAUUGUGGAGAACCUCUCUUCACGAAUCAGCUGGCAGGACCUGAAAGACCUGAUGAGAAAAGCAGGUGAAGUUACCUUUGUGGACGCUCACAGGCCCAACAAAAAUGAAGGAGUGGUUGAGUUUGCAUCCCGCAGUGACUUGAAGAAUGCCAUCUCCAAGCUCGAUGGCUCAGAGCUGAAUGGACGCAAGCUCAAGAUCUUUGAGGACAGCAGAAGUCACAGCAAGAGCCGUUCCCGCUCCCGCAGCUACUCCCGCUCAAAGAGCCGCUCCAGGAGCCGCAACCGUUCCAGGAGCCGCUCCAGGUCCAUGAGCCGCACCCCGGAGAAGAAGACGUCAGGAGGGGGCAGGGCCUCGGGCAGAUCCCCCUCCAGGUCCAAGUCUCGCUCCAAGUCCCGCUCCAGGUCCCGCUCCAGGUCUCGCUCCCGUUCACCGGCUCCCGCUCAGAACAAACAGUCCCGCUCCCGAUCCCGCUCUCGUUCUCGCUCCCGUUCACGUUCCCGCUCCGCCUCUGCAGACAGCAAGCACUAAGAUCAGUGCACCUGUCGGCCGUAAUAAUAGACUGAUAGUGGCUCACCACAGGCCUGUAUGGUGAUGUGAUUUAUUUUUUCUUUUUAAUGAAGGGGAGGAAGUCGCCGGCUUCUUUUGAAAUAAGAUCGUUAAUGUGUCCACAUUGGCUUUGAUUUCUCUGUUUUGUUUUUUAGUUUGGAUGUGCUUCCACAGGAAAAAAAUAUUUUUUUGUGUUCCUAUUACUUUGUUUUCCCAUCAUAAAAUGCCCUUUUUUAUUUUGAUGAAAUAUCGAGUGACAAAACAUUUUGAUCAGCAAUGCUACUCGUCACAGUCCUGCAGCCUGUCCUGUCUGCCAUGUUAUGAUUCCAUCCACUCCCCUGUGCUCUCCGAGUGUUCACAGCAGUUCAAGGUUAGGUAGGAAAAUGUUGAUAAGUAUGUUUUUGUUAGCGAGCUCCUGGCAUUGCCGUGAAACUGUGAUUCUGCUUCUGAUAGUCUACAUGUGUUGCAUUCACUGCCCUGAUAUGUGAACAUAAAAAUGCAUCUCAGUUGGUGGUUUAUUUCAGCUUUCUUGUGUAAUGAUGUUGGAAUCUGGCAUUAAUUUCGUGCUGUUCAGGACUUCUCGUCUCGUGUUGGUGAUUCAUCUUCUUUGCUUUUUAUUUACUUCAUCUCCAGCGUCGGCCUGUGGGGUGUCGUGGGUCUGAACACAAGUGUCUGUUUCAGCAAGAAGAAAUGUCUCUAAAUAAGUUUAUUAAUUUGAUACUAAUAAUACACUCACUGCAUAUUGUCAAUUAAUUUUUUAGUAAUGUCCAGAAAGAAGUGACUUGUUUUUUUUUUUUUAAUAUUUUGUGAAUAUGGGUCGAGAGACUCUCGUACGUUAUAAAGUCUCUGCAGUUCAACCGAAUAAAGCUUUCACAAACUGUUAAAA
This is a messenger RNA of Sebastes umbrosus (honeycomb rockfish), 2012 nucleotides long. It is a transcript of the gene srsf5a, whose product is annotated as serine and arginine rich splicing factor 5a. The record is from RefSeq and is a predicted model, not a curated record. Bases 182 to 1108 code for a protein of 308 amino acids. NCBI's taxonomy places the organism in Eukaryota, Metazoa, Chordata, Actinopteri, Perciformes, Sebastidae. Gene Ontology annotation, molecular function: mRNA binding. The transcript is spliced from 8 exons. Gene Ontology annotation, cellular component: nucleus; cytoplasm; ribonucleoprotein complex.